AUGUCUGACAAAGAGCUGAUCAUAGCCGUGGUGGCUCUUCUCGUGUCAGUCGUUGCUCUCAUGGCAACUUUCAUGCAGGUCCUUCAGCAGUAUUAUGCCUCUGCCCGAGGCUAUACACAAUGCAACGAAAGGGUCAUGGAGCUUCGAUACGAAGUUCAAUUCGACGCACCCGUCAUAUUUGUUUUAUCACCCACCAACGAGAGAGGGUCCAUUCCUGACGCCGAAAUUUUCUACUUGAAAGGCACACAGCAGAGCCUGGGAGAAACUGGCACCAACUCUGAAGUUGAUUUGCGCAAGGAGUAUGCAAAAAGGUCACUCAAGGAGAGAAUCCACACGGCAGACAACGAGCGUGCCUCGUGGUUGGUGUUGCUUCUUGCCGUGCAAAAGAUGGAGGAGACGUCUCGUGAAUGGCAGGAGAAACAGUACCGAGAUCUUGGGCCGCCUAGCAGGACUGCUGCCACGUACAGCCUACCAUCAAGGCCCCCAACUUUGGAAGAAGCUUGUACAUUUACUGUCGCGGUGCAACGGAAACGCAAAAGCUGGGAUAUCAUGCCCGCCACUGUCAUGAAGCCUGAUGGCACGACGACCAUGUGCCACUUGGUUGAGAUGAUGGCUGGCCUUGGGGUGUACUGGAAAGAGUUUGAUUGA
Metarhizium acridum CQMa 102 is the source of this 648-nucleotide messenger RNA. RefSeq lists its product as uncharacterized. The record is from RefSeq and is a predicted model, not a curated record. NCBI's taxonomy places the organism in Eukaryota, Fungi, Ascomycota, Sordariomycetes, Hypocreales, Clavicipitaceae.